AUGUAUUGGGCAGAGACAUUUACGUCUUAUAAAGUGAUCAUCUAUACGUACAUCGGAUAUAACGUCUGGGAUAUACCUACUGACUAUCCCGCCAUUCUCGGCAGCAAAUAUACCUACGCGACCGAACUCCUCUACAAUCCCAUUUUAGCCCUCGUCAAGACCUCCAUCCUACUCUUCCUGCUUCGUCUAACCGGCCAGAAACACUCAGUACGCCUGGCCAUCUGGGGUCUCUUAAUUUUCAACGGUAUCGCCGCCAUCACUACAUUUCUUAUCACUGUUCUGCAUUGCAUCCCAAUUGCCGCUAAUUGGGAUGCGGCUUCAUAUCCCAAUGCGAAAUGUCUUGACUUUGCGAACUUCGUCACCGGCACGGCCUCAGUUUCCAUUCUCACGGAUAUCCUUGCCUUAAUACUACCCACCUGGAUCGUAUAUCGCCUGCAGAUGCAACGGAGACAGAAGUUGAUGCUGAUUGGCAUUCUGUCCUUGGGUCUUUUAACUGUGGCGGCUGGCAUUAUUCGACUCAUUCUCCUUGACCAUUUCGACCGUCAUAUGCCGGAGAAUUACACGCACUCGGUCCUCUUUUGUGUGUCCACCAUCGAAGUUGGCCUAUCGUUCAUCGCUGCGUGUGCUCCCUCGUUUAAGCCGCUCGUUACCCGGCUCGUCCCGAAGCUCUUCGGCUCCAGCCGCACCGGCCGGUAUAACAGCUCCAGCAACCGUCUGGGCUACAACCUCGAGGACACGUCAAACUUCACACGCCGCACGCACGACCAGACCAUCACCGUUGAAGCUGGCGGUGGCGAGCUUGGCCAUAGUCACACGAAAUCGAAAGCCGAUAAUGUGAUCACCAUGACAACGGAAAUGGAGGUUACGUGGGGUCGGUCUAAUUGCGAGGAGCAGGAUACCAGCAGUACGGAGAGUCUUGUCUACGGAAAGGGAAGUAGCAGGCGUUCUAAAUGA
Molecule: messenger RNA, 954 nt
Organism: Penicillium psychrosexuale
Lineage: Eukaryota; Fungi; Ascomycota; Eurotiomycetes; Eurotiales; Aspergillaceae
Exons: 4
Coding region: 1-954 (317 amino acids)
Source: RefSeq, a predicted model, not a curated record